CGCUCCAUUCGAAUUUCGUCUCUGAAAUCUGUAGCAAUGCCUGAACCAAAAGCUGCACCAGCGCCUAAGAAGGGCUCUAAGAAAGCCGUUUCUAAGACCCAGGCAAAGGGUGGAAAGAAACGCAGAAAGUCUAGGAAGGAAAGCUAUUCCAUCUACGUGUACAAGGUGAUGAAGCAAGUACAUCCAGAUACUGGUAUUUCUUCCAAGGCGAUGGGCAUCAUGAACUCGUUUGUGAACGAUAUCUUUGAGCGCAUCGCUGGUGAGGCUUCUCGCCUAGCGCACUACAACAAGCGCUCGACCAUUUCUUCAAGGGAGAUCCAGACUGCUGUGAGGCUGUUGUUGCCGGGAGAGCUUGCUAAGCACGCCGUGUCCGAGGGCACUAAAGCAGUCACAAAGUACACCAGCUCCAAGUAGACGGUUCUAUCAAAACACAACGGCUCUUUUAAGAGCCACCUAUCUUCU
Messenger RNA from Erpetoichthys calabaricus (reedfish), 462 nucleotides. RefSeq names its product histone H2B 5-like. Lineage: Eukaryota; Metazoa; Chordata; Cladistia; Polypteriformes; Polypteridae. Gene Ontology annotation, molecular function: DNA binding; protein heterodimerization activity; structural constituent of chromatin. The transcript has a single exon. Gene Ontology annotation, cellular component: nucleosome. The record is from RefSeq and is a predicted model, not a curated record. Bases 37 to 414 code for a protein of 125 amino acids.